Cynara cardunculus var. scolymus (artichoke) is the source of this 1457-nucleotide messenger RNA. RefSeq names its product phosphopantothenate--cysteine ligase 2-like. Gene Ontology annotation, biological process: coenzyme A biosynthetic process. Gene Ontology annotation, cellular component: cytoplasm; nucleus. The record is from RefSeq and is a predicted model, not a curated record. Bases 224 to 1195 code for a protein of 323 amino acids. The transcript has 10 exons. Gene Ontology annotation, molecular function: phosphopantothenate--cysteine ligase activity. Lineage: Eukaryota; Viridiplantae; Streptophyta; Magnoliopsida; Asterales; Asteraceae.
GGUUUCACUUUUGGGAUUUUAGUAAUUAAUUAUGUGCAUUAUCUGUAAAUCGGCCUAACAAUGGCAGGAAUUGACGGCCAUUAACUUCUGUCCCGUCAUCAAUAAUUUGAUCUUUCUCUCUCUUUCCGUUAUAUCUAGAUCUGUACUCAAAUCUUGCGUCUCUCAAUUAUAGAGCUGAAUCUGAAGCUGAAUCGACUUCAUAAGUGUUUCGCUAGCCAGUUCCAUGGAUGCAAUUACCAACUUAGAUGCUGUGGAUGAAAUGACAUCCGUGCAAGUUAAAUCCUUCUUUGACUCGGCACCUCUUCUGAAAGAAGCUAACAGCAUAAGCAGCAAAUUAAGCCAAUUUAUCGAUCAGAACUCUUCUUUAUCAAGAAGUGGGGGACCGAGAAGAAUUGUAUGUGUCACAUCUGGUGGUACCACUGUUCCUCUAGAGCAACGAUGUGUGCGGUACAUUGAUAACUUCAGCUCUGGACAUAGAGGAGCAACAUCUACCGAAUACUUUCUGAAAUCUGGAUAUUCAGUCAUCUUUCUCAGUAGAAGGGGAACCUGCCAGCCAUAUUGUAGAUCGCUUCCUGAUGAUCCGCUACUCGAAUGUUUUGAGCUUACUGAUGAUUCAUGUAUACAAGUGCACGAGUCACAGUCUGAAGCAGUUAAGAGCGCAAUUAGAGGACAUCAUGCAGCUGUUUCAGGAGGAUUCUUGCUGAAACUACCCUUCACAACCAUCUUUGAAUAUCUUCAGAUUUUACGGUUAAUUGCAAUGUCGAUGAAGAUCCUUGGAGCAAGUGGUAUGUUUUAUCUUGCGGCUGCUGUAUCUGACUUCUAUGUUCCAUGGGAGAGCAUGGCAGUACAUAAAAUCCAGUCUGCAUCUGGGCCAUUAGAUAUGCGGCUUGCUCAAGUCCCGAAGAUGCUCUCGGUUUUACGGAAAGAGUGGGCCCCCACAGCAUUCUGUGUAUCAUUCAAGUUAGAGACAGAUAGAGAGAUUCUUUUAGAGAAGGCUGAUUCAGCUCUUAAAAGGUACAAAAUGAAUGCUGUAGUCGCAAACGAACUCUCGACUCGUAAAGAGGUAGUGAUACUUGUCACCAAUAGUGGAAAGGUCUCGGUAUAUCGUGAAAAUGAUCAUGCAGAUGUUGAAUCUCCCCUGAUCAAGCUGCUUGUAGAGCAACAUUCAAGUCACAUUGAGGGGAUGAAUGCAUGAAUACUGAACGAAAAGUUUAUUGGAAGAAAUUUUGAAGAAAUAAUCCAUGUUCCCUUAUGCAAACUGCUUUUGGGGUUCAAGCUCAUAUCAUUUCAUGUCCGUUUUUAUCGUUUUGUCGAAUCUGCUGUAUUCAGAGAAAGAGUCAGAAAGUGAAACUUGAUAAAAUAACUUGAAUACUUUUCUUCUUCAUGUUUUAUAUUUGUCUUCAUACUGCUAUGGAAGGAUCAACAUUCAAAAUGAAUAAAUUGGUGUUUUUGUUUCA